Messenger RNA from Dunckerocampus dactyliophorus (ringed pipefish), 4046 nucleotides. RefSeq names its product BOC cell adhesion associated, oncogene regulated (gene boc). Gene Ontology annotation, cellular component: axon; plasma membrane. The record is from RefSeq and is a predicted model, not a curated record. Gene Ontology annotation, biological process: cell-cell adhesion; axon guidance; nervous system development. Bases 259 to 3369 code for a protein of 1036 amino acids. The transcript has 18 exons. NCBI's taxonomy places the organism in Eukaryota, Metazoa, Chordata, Actinopteri, Syngnathiformes, Syngnathidae. Gene Ontology annotation, molecular function: protein binding.
UGUUUGAGAGCUCAGUCAUCCAAAAACGGCCUUUCAGUGUGAGGAACUUUGUGUGGAGAAAAUGUCGCUGGCUUCGUCGCAGUAAAUCCAAACAACACACAAGAAGAAGAAGUAGAAGAAGACGUUUUUUGUUGGGUUUCCUUGUUCUUGUUGGAGAAAAGGACUAAAAAAAUCGCCCACAGUCGAGCUGAAGAUCGCUUUGCAGAAAAAAACGAGGUGCGAGCAGCGGGUCGAGCAAUUUUGAGUUGUGCAUGGAAGAUGUCGGGAAAGCGAGACUGGACUCCGUGGAUGAGAAAAAGAAGUGCUCCAGUGUUGUGCGCGCUGGGUGCAGUACUGCUGUGCUGCCUACAGAGUGGCGCCUCCGUCCCUGAUGAGGUCCCGGAGUUCACCGAGGAGCCCGCCUCGGUUGUGCAGAAGCUGGGAGGCACCGUGAGUUUGCGAUGCGGCGCCCGGCCCGCCUCCGCCAACAUCAGCUGGCGCCUGAAUGGCCAACACCUAAUGGAUGGAGAUCUCGGCGUGGCGCUGGGCCCCGGCAGCUUGUUCAUCACUACACUCUCCAACAUGACUCUUGGUCGCUACCAGUGUGUGGCCAGCACCGGCGCUGGAGCUCUGGCUAGCGUGCCUGCUGACGUCACCGCAGCCAAACUGCGCGACUUCGAGCCCGACGACCAGCAGGAGAUCGAGGUGGACGAAGGCAACACAGCCGUUAUCGAGUGUCACCUCCCGGAGAGCCAACCCAAAGCUCAGGUCCGAUACAGCGUCAAGCAGGAAUGGUUGGAGACGUCCAAAGGCAACUACCUCAUCAUGCCAUCAGGGAACCUGCAGAUCGCCAAUGCCACGCGGGACGACGAGGGGCCGUACAAGUGCGCCGCUUACAACCCCAUCACCCAGGAGGUCAAAACCUCCACCUCUGCCGACCGCCUGCGCAUACGCCGCUCCACGUCGGAGGCGGCCCGCAUCAUCUACCCGCCGGCCUCCCGCUCCAUCAUGGUGACCAAAGGGCAGCGGCUGGUGCUGGAGUGCGUGGCCAGUGGCAUCCCCACCCCGCAGGUCACCUGGGCCAAGGAUGGCCUGGACCUGCGCUUCCAUAACAACACUCGCUUCCUGCUCAGCAACCUGCUCAUUGACGCUGUGGCAGAGGGCGACUCGGGGACAUACGCCUGCCGGGCCGACAACGGCAUUGGCUCCUCCGCCAUGUCCGCCACCGUGCUCUACGACGUGCAAGUGUUCGAGCCUCCUCAGGUGGCGGUGGAGCUGCAGCAGCAGGAAGUGACGUUUGGCGAGACGGUGCGCUUCACCUGCCAAGCCCGGGGCAAGCCGGCACCCUCUGUGACGUGGCUGCACAACGCGCAGCCUCUCUCUCCAUCCGCUCACCACCGCUUGACCUCACGCAUGCUCCGCAUCUCCAACGUGGGCCCCCAGGACGAGGGCCUGUACCAGUGCAUGGUGGAGAACGGCGUGGGCAGCGCACAGGCAUCCGCUCGCCUCAUCACGAUAUCGAGCGGGGUUCCCUCCAGGGGGAAGCUGCCCUCCAUGUAUCGGCCCCUCAGUCCAGACAAAGUGCUGAGGGAGCAGCCGCCCGUGAGACCCGGGGCCACGGGAGCCAUGCUGCCUCUGGACUGCGCCUCGCUGCCGGGACAGAUUCUGCCCGCCGAAGCGCCCAUCAUCCUCAGCCAGCCUCGCACGGGCAAGGCCGACCACUACGAGCUCACCUGGAGGCCCAGACACGAGCGAGGAGCCCCCGUGCUGGAGUACAUGAUCAAGUACAGAAAGGUGGGCGACCCGCUGGCCGAGUGGACGUCCAGCAGCAUCUCGGGCGCCCUCCACAAGCUCACGCUGGCCAAGCUGCAGCCAGACAGUCUCUACGAGGUGGAGAUGGCCGCCAAGAACUGUGCAGGCUUAGGACAACCCGCCAUGAUGACCUUCAGGACCGGCAGAGGUCGCAAAGGUUUAGGAGGGCACAACGAUCUCCCCAAAACUCCUGCCGUCCCCUCGCCGAGCCUUUCUCCUCCUGAGGCGCCGGACAAGCCCACGGUCUCCACGGCGACGGAGACAUCCGCCUACGUGACGUGGAUCCCCCGAGGCAACCGCGGCUUCCCCAUCCAGUCGUUUCGCGUGGAGUACAAGAAGGUGAAGAAGGCGGGCGAGGACUGGGUGACAGCGGUGGAGAACAUCCCGCCGUCGCGCCUCUCUGUGGAGAUCACCGGCCUGGAGAAAGGUACGUCCUAUAAGUUCAGAGUCUUGGCUGUCAAUGUGAUCGGAUCCAGUCCGCCUAGCGCCCCCUCCAAAGCCUACACAGUGGUGGGCGGGAGGACCCAUGAGCGCCCCGUGGACGGCCCCUACAUCACCUACAACGAAGCCAUCAACGAGACCACCAUCAUCCUGAAAUGGACGUACACGCCGGUGAACAACACGCCCAUCUACGGCUUCUACAUCUUCUACCGUCCCACCGACAGCGACAACGACAGCGACUACAAGAAGGACGUGGUGGAGGGCGACCGCUACUGGCACUCCAUCACCGACCUGCAGCCCGAGACAGCGUACGACAUCAAGAUGCAGAGCUUCAAUGAAAAGGGCGAGAGCGAAUUUGGCAACGUGGUCAUCCUGGAGACCAAAGCGCGUCCUCAUCACCAGCGCCCCGCCCCCUCGGAAAGCCCCGACCAAGAGGUGGGCCACUCCAGCGGGCUGGUGCCUCGACCGGGUGACCUGCCUUACCUCAUCGUCGGCAUCGUGCUUGGGGCCUUCGUCUUCAUCAUCGUUGCCUUCAUCCCCUUCUGCCUGUGGAGGGCCUGGGCCAAGCAGAAGCAAACAUCCGACUUGUGCUUCCCCGCCGUGGCUGCCCCCGUGUCGUCGUGCCAGUACACCAUGGUUCCUCUUCAGGGUCUCGCCCUGGUGGGACACUGUCCCAUGAACGGCCCCUUGACAGUCCCGCACGGUGUUUACCCCCCAAGUGGAGACUACUGCCAAAACAGCAAAGCCCACUGCCUGCAGGAGGAUGUGGACUGUCCUCUAGAAUGUGACACCUUGUUACCACAGGGAAUGUCCAACGGGCAUGUUCCUCUCUACCACUACACCAGCAGCGAUGCUGACCCUCAUGAGCAGACGUUUGAGCUGGCUGAUGAUUCCUCUCUACAGCUGCUGGACUCUUCCCGUCACCUUGUCGACACGCAGGAGUUAAGACGGGACAGGGAGGAGGCGGAAGACAAACUUUCCCAAAAAGUGGCUUCUUUCCCUGGCGUUUCUCUAGAAGAUGAAGGAAUUUUCACCACGUCGUCGUCAUCGUCUUCAGCCACGACGCCGCAAUCCCAAGAUACAAGCAUCCAGGAAGUGAAUGUCGUCCCCGGCGAAGGGAAGAUCACGUGUGCAUAAAAGACUCUUUGAAACAAAUCUAUAUUUAUUUUUGUAUCACAGAUAUUUAUAUAUUUAUGCUUUUGUACAUACGUGUUUGAUGAUACUGUAUAUAAGCUUAUUUUCGUAUUGUAAAAAAAAAAGGCUCUAUUUGUGUAAGCCCUCCCCCUUUGUGUCACAUGAUCUUGUUCUGCCUCUUUGUUCAGCACUUGUAGAUCAUUCCUCUCCUUCCCAAAUGUUAGAAUCUUUAGCUUUACAGAGUCUGAGGUGCUUUAUCACAUCUUUCUUUUGUACAGAAAUAACGCCUUCUUCCUCAUAACAAACUAAUAGCAAGCAUAUUCCUCAUGUAAAAGGCCUUCUGUUCUUCUGUAGUGUAAGAGAGAUGAUAUAUUGUAUAGUUAUUUAUUUUUGUAUUUCAUCACUGAAUGGGAUUCUGGACAAAAAAAAAGAUUUCAGUCAUGAUAAGCUCAAUUGAAAACUGCUUGUUUUUUUACUCAUUUGCUGGUUACCAAAUGGCCGCCAGGUGGGGGCGCUGUGACAGUUGGGUCAGUGUUAGUAAUAUUCUUUGCAAGCAAAAUGAAGGAAAUCCUAAAUGUUUUUUUAAGUGCAGCCGCUGUCUGGUUGCAGAAGCUGGAGCACUAUUGCAUGUAAAUAAAAGCUUAUGAAGCCCAUUAUGUCUGUCUGUCUGUCUGUCUGUC